Molecule: messenger RNA, 527 nt
Organism: Paramecium octaurelia
Lineage: Eukaryota; Ciliophora; Oligohymenophorea; Peniculida; Parameciidae
Source: the annotation of a GenBank genome assembly
AUGAGUAAGGAAGUAAGCCCAACAGAGAUCAAAGGAAGGGCAAGCCGAAAGCAUUUCCCUUAAUUGGAUUUAAGUGAACUUAAGCCAAAAAUCAGUUUCCUUGAUAGUUUAUGUAAGUAUUCCCUCACUAUUAUAUCGUAGUGUACAAGAAGUACCAACUCAAUAAGAAUGUGCAGUAAUAUACAGUGGGGAAAGCCUAUUUGGAAUCCCAAAAGGAGAGAGUGAUUUUUAGAGUGUUUAAGGAUUCCGAUUUGAACAUAUCCUCUAUCUUCCAAUAGAAACUUAACAAAACAACAGUGGAUGACGAUGCGAUGACUACUUACUCACAGAUUUCUCACGCGAAUAAAUAAAACAAGAGGGCUAUAAUAAGGAGGAUAUAUGAGAAGGAGAGGUGUUCGAAAAGCUAAAAAGAAUGCAUUGAGGAAAUGGAGCAGUCUCUUUUCGGAUCGGAGGAAGAAUCUCAAACCGAUUGCACUUAACAAUCCAAUCAAGAGGGGAAAUCUGGUCAGUUUAUUUAAUCUUCUUGA